UUUUUUCUUUAGCAUGAUGAUGAGCGUCCUGAUUCGGGCCGCCCUGCCGCCGCAUUCUGCGGGGUUGAGACCGUUCAGCAGGCGCUUUGGUGGCGCUGGGCUUCGGCAGCUGUGCUCGGGCCCGGGUGUGUGGCGUGCGGCCGAGGAGCGGGGGGCGCAGACUUUCGUGGAGUCCCUGAGCGCCUGGAGCCCCCGCGCCCUGGAGGAGAUGUGCGAGCUUGCCAGUCGGGAGUACCUGAAAAUGGGCCGCGUGUGUGCCAGGCAACCAAGGGAUGCCAAAGCCUACUUCCGUAACAAAGCGAGAAAGGUGGUGGAGUCUCGUAUCGUCCAUCCCGAGAGGAAGGAUCACCUCCUCCAGAAAUUGGAGCUCUGCUACCAUGACAUCGAGCUGCUGCAGGGGUACCUGCAGGAGGCUCUUCAGCAGGCGAAUGGAAUCGAUGACGAUUUAGCUGAGCUGGACGAGCUGGACAUGCUUUCAGUGAGGCCAGAGCUGCUGCCCUCGGGCACCGAGACACGGCCGCUGGAAGAGCAGUGGGUCAUGGAUGUGGAGGUUGAGCAGUGGCGGCGGGCAGAGGUACCAAGGGGCUGCCACGUGCCCGACCCCGUGCGAAGCAUCCUGCUCAGCAACCUGCCCCACCCAUGCCAGGAACUGGAUCUGGAGGUGGGGCUGCAGCCCUGUGGCGCCAUCUCCUCCAUCCAGCUCUGCAAUGAGUGGCAGGAGAUGCAAGACAGGCUUAGCCAGCCCGAGGAGGCGCCAGGCUUGGCGAAGGCGCCAGCGCGCUUCAGGAUGCCCUAUGCCUUUGUGGAGUUCACCGCAGAGUCCGCGCGGCGCAAGGCCACGCGGAAGCUGUCCGGUCUGUCGUCUUGGUCCUCUUCGGCGCUCGUGCAAAUGAGGCCCAGGCUGAACGGCAUCCUUUUCAGAGAGGUGCUCCGGGUGAAGAGGACAAAGUGGAAAGAUGAGGUUGUGGCAAGACCCUGCUACCCACAGGACGUGCGUUCCAAACGCUGCCUGCUGCUGCGGGGUUUGCCCUGGUCUAUGCAGCCCAGCGAGGUGCUGAAGGCGGUCCUGGACCAGCUGGGCUGUAACGGGCGAUUAUUGAACUGCCGGGCCUUCAAGGGAGCAGGCGGCCGCCAGCUUCUGCGGCUGCAGGUGCAGGC
Messenger RNA from Effrenium voratum, 1158 nucleotides. The record is from the annotation of a GenBank genome assembly. Lineage: Eukaryota; Dinophyceae; Suessiales; Symbiodiniaceae.